Wasmannia auropunctata (little fire ant) is the source of this 3067-nucleotide messenger RNA. Its product is annotated as disks large-associated protein 5-like. Gene Ontology annotation, cellular component: nucleus; cytoplasm; spindle pole centrosome. The record is from RefSeq and is a predicted model, not a curated record. Gene Ontology annotation, molecular function: microtubule binding. Lineage: Eukaryota; Metazoa; Arthropoda; Insecta; Hymenoptera; Formicidae. Gene Ontology annotation, biological process: chromosome segregation; regulation of mitotic cell cycle; centrosome localization. The transcript has 2 exons. The coding region runs from base 463 to 2970 and encodes 835 amino acids.
GAAACUGAUCGGUUGAAUCUGCAGAUGUGGACCAAUCGCUUUCGACUACAGUUGAUCAAAGUGUUCGAAGGAAUUUGAAAUAGAAACGAGUUAUUCCUUAUCUUCUUUUUUCUUAUAUAUCAGAAUGCUUUUUUCGUUUGCAUUAUUAUUUUUUACGUUCGAGAAAAAGUAGACGUGUACAUAAACUUUGAGAAAAAAAAAACGAGAAUGGAUUCCUUCGGGAAACGUCCAUUUCGUCCGUUUCAGGAACACGUUCGUUCUACUAUAUCUCCGUUGGCAACACUGCCGCCCAUCUUUGCCCAUCAGUUUCAAACACAGUACGAGUCAGACGUACGUAAGAUACCAUUCGUAUAAGUCAAACGUAUUGUGCGUUCGCAGAUUGCUUCGUAAUUGCAAAAGACGAUCCAAUUUAACAGAAACGCGAUCCUUCCUUUCGAACUUCCUCGUUCACUCCGCUGGGAAAUGUCAGAGUUAAACGCAAGAAACAAGAAACUAUACAAGAAGCCGCCGCCCACCUUCGGUAUCAUAAAAAAUAUAAGAGUUAGCCUUGGUCACGAGCAACAAGCAAGACGUAGGAGACGCAGAACGCGAGAUUUUGAGGAAAACAGAAAGAGGAACGACGUCUCGCCAUGCUCCGUGAUGUCGCAAAACGAAUCGAAUGAACAAAAUGAAGUCAAGUUGAAGAUAUUAAAAUGGAAAGCUGAGCGGAUGAGAAAGAAGAAAGCACAGGAGGCGCAAAAAAAACCUCCAUUUAUAGUUGGGAUUGUUCGUCAUCAUAUUUAUUCUCCGGUAUCAACGACUAAAUUCUCAAUCAUACCUAUGAGAAAGAAGAAAACAGUUACACAACCGCACAAAGAUACAAAUAUAAAGAGAAUUACUAAAGCUACGGAGAAGCGAUUGCUAGCUAAAGCAAAUAACGAAACAAAACCAAAAACAAUUUUGGUUAGAGAAAAAUCUACGAAUGACGAAGUCAAAAUCAAUAAACAGGCAUCAUUUGCUCCGCUUAAUCAUAAGUUUAAACCGCCUGAUGGAUUACCAAAGAUAUCUUUUGAAGAAGCGUUUGUAGGCAGCCCCUUGAUCGAAAAUAAUAUUUUCACACGUGAUAAAUCAUCGGAAGCCGCUGUCCAGAAAUUAGCUUGUUAUAAUUCCAAUUCUGUAGAAUCAGUCAAGUCGAAAGUGUCGUCAAACGAACGGAAAGCCGCUGCCCAGAAAUCAGCUUGUUAUAAUUCCAAUUCUGCAGAAUCAAUUAAAUCGAAAGUGUUAUCAAACAAACAGAAAUCUUUAGACUCUUCGCGAAAGAAGCAAAAUUCGACGGAAAAAUUGAAGUUGAACAGCAAAAAACAUUCACCCUUACAACAGUCUUUACAUACAUUUAACCCAAUAAAAAAGGACAAUUGCUCGAAAUAUUUAAUAUCUUUUUCGAAAGAUUUAAAUAAUACUAAUGAAAAAAAUAAUACCAAAAAAAAUAAACUGGAUAAUUCUGAUCAGAUUUCAAGCUCAGUUUCAAGUCUGUCUGAUACGCUUACGGUAAAAGGUGAUGAGAUGAAGAAUUUAGACGUACCAGAGGAAAAUAAUAAAUAUACUGUCGAAUAUUUUAAAUGUGUGAUGGAUACAGAAAAAAAUAAACUUCAGAAACUUUGCGAGGAAUGGACGGUAAUUCAAUCGCAAGAUGACAUUACAGAGGAUAAUCGUUAUUUAAUUAACCAAGCAGUAGGACAAACGAUUAUGUUAAUUAAAGCAAAGUUUAAACAGUUUGAUAGCUUGAUACGAGAUUGCAAGAGAAAUGACGGUGACGUACUGGUAACUUGUAUGGACUUGCAUGGAUUUUGGGACAUGAUGUACCUAGAGGUAAAGAAUUGCAAUUCGCGAUUUGCAAAAUUGGAGAAACUUCGUGCUAGAUGUUGGCAAGAGGAUCAGUCAUAUUUUGCAAAAUCUACUAGUCCUAAGAAAAAGACAAGCACUAAAAAGAAAAUUGUACCGGCAAAACGAAGCUUGCAGGCAUUAAUUUUAUCUGACAAAAAGAAACAGAUGGCAGAAAUUCAAGAUGACAUAAAGAAUUCACAGCAAAUGGUAAAUAAUGAAUGUAUUAUGUCUUGCGUGGCUGAUGAAAAAGCUGAAAAUAUUUCUAAAAGAAGCUCUAAUGUAUCACACAAUAAAAGAUUUCUUAAAAUACCUAAGAAUUAUAUGUCGAUGCCAUAUACGUCGACACCAAUUUCUGACGUGAGGUCAAAUCUUUCGAGUCACUUUAAUACUCCGCUUAUAACAAUGAAAAUAAGCCAAAUAUAUAACAAUAAGUUAUUAAAUGAACCAACACUAGAUACAACUCCAAAAGAUUUAAUAGAGAAAUCAGAAAGGCCAAGGAAAGAAAGUUUAAAUAUAAAAUUAGCAAGCAAAGAUUUAGACGAUCAUCUCGCCAUGAUAAAAUCAACCGAUGAGAAAUUGGAGAUCAAUCAGACUUCAAACAAUUCACCAAAUAAAUCUGAGCUAGAUUCGAAGAAAGGAAAUUCGGAUUCUGGGCUUAGCCAAACAGUGAUCGAGAAAUCAAUAAGAGGAAUGUCUAUGGUAAAUACUUUGUCUACACCACGCGUUACAUCGUUAAAUCACGUCAGCAGAAGUAUCACCUUUAGCAAAACGCCAAGUACAGUUCGAGCAAGCAAGGCUGAUUUAGACGAUCAUCUCGCCAUGAAAAAAUCGACUGAUGAGAAAUUGAAGAUCGAUCAUAUUUCAAACAAUUCACCAAAGAAAAAUCUGACGCUAGAUUCGAAGGAAGGAAACGCGGAUUUUGGACUUAGCCAAACAUUGAUCGAGAAACCAAUAAAAGGAAUGUCUAUGGUAAAUACUUUGUCUACACCACGCGUCACAUCUCUAAAUCACAUCAGCAGAAAUAUCAGAUUUAGCACAACGCCAAGUACAGUUCGAGUAUCAAUCAAUUCGAAUACAAAAAGAUCAAUUCGAGUACAAAAAGAUUAGGCCAAUGGCUAUCAUUUCCGAAGGUAUUUUUAAAAUUUGACGCACAAAAAUCGAAAUAGUAAAUUUUAAUUUAAUUUCUUUAACGUAACGCUUCUUU